Molecule: messenger RNA, 831 nt
Organism: Aspergillus clavatus NRRL 1
Lineage: Eukaryota; Fungi; Ascomycota; Eurotiomycetes; Eurotiales; Aspergillaceae
Exons: 3
Coding region: 1-831 (276 amino acids)
Source: RefSeq, a predicted model, not a curated record
AUGAGCGAAAAGCCUCCUACUGGGCCUCCCAAUGCGUGGGAGGAGGACUGGGAGCAACAGGCUGAUAAAUUAGCCGUUGAACCAGCCCCGCCCCCGGAGAAGAAAGUGUCUUCAAAAGUCACCAAGGCGCAGCGCAGAGCUCAACAGGCGGAAUUCAACAGGCAACUAUGGGCGGAAGCUGAAUCUCCCCAGACAUUCCACUUCCUGGAGGCUCGCUCCGACGUCCCUCUGAAGCAGGAUUUCAAGCCGGCAGUCACCGUCCUCAGUCGCACGCCCCAAUUGAUGACGCGCCAGUCAUCGUCUGGCGGAAUUGAUGCGACGACAGCGGGCCUCAGUCGCCUUGGUCUGAACAAUGACGGUCUAGACGAUUCAGACGAUGAUCAAAGGUCAUCCGAACCUACCCCGGAAGAACGGCACGCCAUUGCUCUGAAGAAUUUGGAAGAAAGGCAACGAAAGUAUGAGGAAGCGCGGGAGAGGCUCUUUGGAAGUCCCUCUGCAACUACCUCGGGCGCAUCUUCACCGCGGAGUUCGACUCCACCGAAGCAGUUCGAGGGCAGAGGCAAAGGCAAAAGUCGGGGUAACGGCAGAGACAACAACAGGGACAAGAGAGAAUCAUCCGCGUCUUCAGGAAAGUCGAGGCAACUAUACGACCCGGGAUACUCUGCGCGGCCAAACUCAUCCUACCUGCAGAAGGAGAGACAGCCGACCGGCGACCGAAGCUCGAUUGAUCAGCCACAAUCUCCACGUCAGCCACUUCGCAACCCACGAGGUCCAGAUAGCAGUGGAAGAGGCGGCUUCCGGGCAGGCUACAGAGGUGCAAGGGCAACAUGA